Molossus molossus (Pallas's mastiff bat) is the source of this 2197-nucleotide messenger RNA. It is a transcript of the gene PPP1R8, whose product is annotated as protein phosphatase 1 regulatory subunit 8. Lineage: Eukaryota; Metazoa; Chordata; Mammalia; Chiroptera; Molossidae. Gene Ontology annotation, molecular function: protein serine/threonine phosphatase inhibitor activity; protein binding; mRNA binding. The transcript has 7 exons. The record is from RefSeq and is a predicted model, not a curated record. The coding region runs from base 49 to 1104 and encodes 351 amino acids. Gene Ontology annotation, cellular component: nuclear speck.
GUUUCCCGGCGUGCUUCGGGCCCGCCAAAUGGGAGGGGGAGACGCAAGAUGGCGGCAGCCACGAAUUCCGGCUCCAGCCUCCCGCUGUUCGACUGCCCGACUUGGGCAGGUAAACCCCCACCUGGAUUACAUCUGGAUGUAGUCAAAGGAGACAAAUUAAUUGAGAAACUGAUUAUUGAUGAGAAGAAAUAUUACUUAUUUGGGAGAAACCCUGAUUUGUGUGACUUUACCAUUGAUCACCAGUCUUGCUCUCGGGUUCACGCUGCCUUGGUCUACCACAAGCAUCUGAAGAGAGUUUUCCUAAUAGAUCUCAACAGUACACACGGCACUUUCUUGGGUCACAUUCGGUUGGAACCUCACAAGCCUCAGCAAAUUCCCAUCGAUUCCACAGUCUCAUUUGGUGCAUCCACAAGGGCAUACACUCUACGUGAGAAGCCUCAGACAUUGCCAUCGGCUGUGAAAGGAGAUGAGAAGAUGGGUGGAGAGGAUGAUGAACUCAAGGGCUUACUGGGGCUUCCAGAGGAGGAAACCGAACUUGAUAACCUGACAGAGUUCAACACUGCCCACAACAAGCGGAUUUCCACUCUCACCAUUGAGGAGGGGAAUCUGGAUAUUCAGAGACCAAAGAGGAAGAGGAAGAACUCACGGGUGACUUUCAGUGAGGAUGAUGAGAUCAUCAACCCAGAGGAUGUGGAUCCCUCAGUUGGACGCUUCCGAAACAUGGUACAGACUGCAGUGGUCCCUGUAAAGAAGAAGCGGGUGGAGGGCCCUGGCUCCCUGGGCCUGGAAGAAUCGGGGAGCAGGCGCAUACAGAACUUUGCAUUCAGUGGAGGACUCUAUGGGGGCCUGCCCCCCACCCACAGUGAAGCCGGCUCCCAGCCACAUGGCAUCCAUGGGACAGCACUCAUCGGUGGUUUGCCCAUGCCAUACCCGAACCUUGCCCCUGAUGUGGACUUGACUCCUGUUGUGCCAUCAGCAGUGAACAUGAAUCCCGCACCAAACCCUGCAGUCUAUAUCCCUGACACUGUCAACGAACCCAAGAAGAAGAAAUAUGCAAAAGAAGCUUGGCCGGGCAAGAAGCCCACACCUUCCUUACUGAUUUGAUAUUUUUGGUCAUGGAGAAGGGUGGGAUUGGGUGGGAAUUGGGUGGAAGGGUGAUGGGGGAGCUAAUGAACUAGGGAGAAAAAUUUUACAUGUGUGCAGUAUCGUCUUUCAGAAUGUCUCCUGGGGUCUUAACCAUGUAAUAGCAAAACGGGGUGGGGUGGGGUUGAAGUAUCUAUCCCCUAAAGACUGGUCUUCAGAACACUUGUAGUGUAGAGAAAUGUUUCGUACAUCCUUUUAAAUAGAUGCCCUGGCACCUCCCAGGCCUUCCAUGACCUUUUUCUUUCCAGGAUUAUUUUUAUUUAAACUCGUGUACCCCAGGGAGAGACUCCAGGCCCUCAGGUUGAACUCAGAGCUGGGGAGGUGACAGUCGCAUCACCAGCCUUGUGGGUCCAGCAGCCUAAUUUAUAUUUACUAUCCCUGUGUCCCACAUAGCAACUGGGUUGCCAUGGAUCUGAGGUUGAUCAAAAAGAGGGUUUCGAAUUCUUCAGUGAAGCUAAAGUUUAAACUCAAAAAUGGUUUCCUGCUUCAGUGUCUUUGAGGUCCAAUAGUUAGGCUUUUCUUUUUUGUCCUUUCUGUUGGAAUGAAAACAUUUUGAUUGUUGUCUGUGACCAGUGCCAUGGGCACUGGUUGAUGGUUUUAAACUUACUAAUUUGUUUGAACUUGACCUGUUUUUCUUGUCAAACCUGAGUACUCUACUUGCUGAAGUUUCUCAUUUGAUUCCAGAGUGCUGUCUACUCUCUAAUGCUUUAUUUUCCUUUCAAGUGUGUUAUGAAGGCAAUUUUUAAAGGAUUUGACCAGUUACAACAAUUCCAGUUAAAAAGGAAAAGAUUUUACUUUGCAAGUAACUAAUGUCUUUAAGAAGACAUUUUUAGAUGUUGGUUCAGAGGCUCUUUCCCCCCCUUGAGAGCUCUUGUUAUCCAGAGCUGUAAGACUAGACCUGGCUAACGAACAUAGGAGACGAAGGUAGGAAACAUUGAUAAGAGCUUUGUACAGAGAUUUGUACAUUUGUGUAAUAGGCCUUUUCACGCUUUAUGUGUAGCUUUUUACCUGUAACCUUUAUUACAUUGUAAAUUAAACGUAACUUUUUGUCAUU